UCUACCAGAUUUUAGUUGUAUCACGAUGCAUCAGAACAUUACGGCCAACGCUUCGCGGCUGUUUCUGGUUGAAUUCUUGGCUCGACUGUCUUAAUUUCUGAUUUGAGGUUUUUGUGUCAGAUCAGUAAUUAGGCUUUGUACGAAUUGCCACCCCGAUUUUAGAACUCGGUGCAUUCCAUUCUUGGCUUUGGGUCUGCCACUCUCGGAUGGCUUGGGUUUUCUCUUCUUCCUUGUGCUAGGGUUUCCGUUUUUCCGUGCGCUAGAGUUUAGUGUUUAUUUUGCUCCUUCCAAGUCUGCUGUUUCGUUUCGUUAGGUCGCUUCGUUGAUGGGCGUGAUUGACAAGAAUGACCCUGGCAGAGGUAGGGAACCUUUCUCACGACGGGCAGUUCAAUCGCUUGACCUCAGCUUGAGCGCUCUCUUCUGUUCUCUUACCACCCUUGCCUUCCGCCUACCGGAGGUGGUCACGUAGGCAGCAUAGGCGUGCUGAAAGGGUCAUGCGCUUUACAAGACAAUGGAUACCGAAAUUGAAGAGGUGAAGCAAGAGAUCAGGAAAGUAGAGCAACAGAUCGAUGCUGUGGAAGAACAACUGACGAAGGCUGUCACAGAGGCCGAUGUCGCUUACUGGCGGAAAGAGAAGGAGCAACUGAGGAAAAAGGAGGAGCAACUGCGGAAGAAGGAGGAGCAACUGCGGGAAAAGGAACUGCUGCUACUCAACGCUGAUACUUCAGCUGCUCAACAGGAUGCACUGGACCCUUUCCGGAGGUUAUUAGUAGAAGCAAGAGUGGACGUCAGGAUUCCGGAGGUCACUGAACUGAAAGGUUACUUGCUGCAUCCGCCACGUAUGGCAUUUCCGGUUUCUCACCGACGCUACUUUCAGUGGAAGAGCUAUCUGAGUAAAGCAGACAACUUUAUUUGUCAUGACCCUGCACGAGGCGUUUGCUGGAAUUUGGAUGACCACCUUGGGAUUGUGUUAAGGCCUCCAGCUACAGGCUCUACAGAAAGUUCUUAUCAUGCUUAUUGGGAUUGUCUUGUUACUGAGCCAAUAUCCCUGUUCUCUUUGGAAACACUUGUCUUUGAUAGAGACACCUCAAGGUUUAGUUCAUCCGAGAACAAGCGCCCAGACAAACUUGGGAUGGUUUCCAGACUCGCACUUUGGCGUGGCGAGGAGAAGGGGCCAGAUACUGAAGAUGAUCCCAAACAAGAAUUGGUCAGGAAGCUGAUCUGGACGUAUGGAAACCUGCCCUAUCUCCUGUGUUAUUAUGCCAACGCAGCGAUCGUUACUUACUGUGCACUAGUGCAUGAUGCUAAGCGAUGUAAGACUGAGGUGGUGGAUUUGAUCACUGUCAAUCUAUCUGUUGUAGAGGACAGGUUGCUGGCAUCGUUGAUAGGCUUCAACAUCAGCAAGCUGCUAAUGCGCCUGUCUGAAGCUGGAAUCGUGCUGGGAGUUGAGUCUGACUUUUACGAUUAUCGCACUGACGGAAAAACUGUUUUCGUGGGGACUGGUGUUGACAAGAUCUACAGAGAUAAGCGUACCUUUGAGAAGGUGUACCAAAUAUAUAAGAGCAUCAAGGAUUGCCCCAAUGCAGAGCAGGUGCUGAAAAUUAAUGCAGCCGAUCGUAGAUUCCGAAUGAUACCCCGGUGUCUUGUGAAAAGCCGGGCGAGACCUGAAGAUGAACUUUUGAAAGCAUUGAUCAAUGUUGCAGAAGCACUGGUCUGGUUGCAUGGAAAAAAUCUAAUGCAUCGAGAUAUAACUUGGCGGAAUGUUCUCAGAAACACUUCAGGUACCAACUGGGUUUUAAUUGAUUUUGAUGAGACUGCUGCUACUCCCUGUGGUCACGCUCACGGACUGUGUGUUGAAGCUCACGCCCCUGAGAUGAGCAGAGGUCGUCAUGACUCGAGUGUAGACAUAUGGGGCAUUGGGCAUUUGAUCAGGAGUAGCGGGAUAAAUGGUUUGUCAGCGGGUGUUCGAGAGUUGCAAAGGGAUUGCUUGCAGACUGACGCUUCCAGAAGACCAAAUGCAGAAACUUGCUUGGAGAGAUUAAAAUGUCUCCGUAGAAUGACUAACAUGAACUUACACAUGGACUUCGAAAGCUGUUGAACCUGAUGUGAGGGAUACUGUGAUUCUGGCAUUAUGUUGUUGAAGCAGAUAAGGAUGACCUAUCAUGUGGGAAUGAGAUCUUAUUUGCAAGAAUCCUACGUAGAGCCGCAUCCGGCAUUGUUGGCUGAAGGCGCCUAUAGUGCUCCAUCUUCUCAAGUUUCAUGCAACUUUUGAGAAAAUAGCUCCAGGGGGGAUGAAGUCUGAAAACUCCGCAAUUCUGAUCAUUACCAAGGGAAUUGCUUCGUUAAAACAAACCUCUCGUGCUUGUGCUUCAGAUUGGAAAAGUGGGAUGUGCCCACGCAGAACCGAAGAACAACCGAAGAGGGUUUGUUUUUGACACCUUUUUUGGCAGGUUUCCGACAUUUUAUUAUAUUUUUUGGGAAAUUCUCUGACAUAUGACUGUAGAAAUUUGGAAGGAUUUCGCUUGCUUCGGUUUCGACAAUUGUUUAGACACACAAGUGACUAAAUCAAUGUCGAACUAAUUUUUCGACACUUUAAUGUCGAUAACUUCAUCUACAAUUUGUCAAUGUUGGGAAGUCUGUCAAAACGAAGUAAACAAAGUGGAUGUUCCAGAAGGUGUCGACUUAAUUCUGUGAAAACAAGGGUCCAGAACCUCGUACUGCAAAGCAAGUUGAAAAACGAAUCUGAAAUUCUGGCAAGUAAUAAACCCAACGCAGUAAUGAACUUCUUGUUGUAAACUAUGCUGAAUAUGACGUCGAUACGUGCGUCAAUAUGUUUAUGUCACUGCAGCUACUAACAGUUCACUGGUCCAAUAACGCAUUGGACGUAAGAGUCCUCCGAAGCAUACGCCCCCUUCCUACCAGGAGGUAGACAGGAGCUCGUGGUGGCUUGUAAACGAGGGUUUCAACCACAGAAAGGUGGUAACCACCGAACCUACAUGGCAUCCCACUUGCCAAGUGAGUUAUUUAUAGUGGUGUAGAGGUGGUGUAGUGGUGUAAAGGUACACUCCAUAACUUCGUUGCAUGCCAUGGGUAUUAGAAAAAUGUAUCUAGUAGCUGAAGUAUGGACAUACUAAACUAAUCUACUAAUAAGUGAUUAUUGUGCUUCUACAGUUGAUGUAAAUGUUUUCAUCCAUAAUACUGUA
Molecule: messenger RNA, 3203 nt
Organism: Physcomitrium patens
Lineage: Eukaryota; Viridiplantae; Streptophyta; Bryopsida; Funariales; Funariaceae
Product: crinkler effector protein 8
Biological process (GO): protein phosphorylation
Molecular function (GO): protein kinase activity; ATP binding
Source: RefSeq, a predicted model, not a curated record